Molecule: messenger RNA, 3345 nt
Organism: Taeniopygia guttata (zebra finch)
Lineage: Eukaryota; Metazoa; Chordata; Aves; Passeriformes; Estrildidae
Gene: CDYL2
Product: chromodomain Y like 2
Cellular component (GO): nucleus
Molecular function (GO): transcription corepressor activity
Source: RefSeq, a predicted model, not a curated record
GGCCCCGCCGCCGCGGGGGAGACGCGGCUCCCGGCGCUGUGCGCCCGAGCUGCCGCUGCUGCUGCUGCUGGUUACGCCAGCCCCGCCGCCUGCCUCUCCGCUCUCCUCGCCUCUGAUUCUGCGCACAGCCAGCCCCAAAGCCUGUCAUUCUGCAAAACACAGUUUACUCAACAGAGAGAGCGAGUGGGGGAGCGGGAGAGGUGGAGAGAGGGAGACGGCGCGGAGGAGCCCAGUCCCGCACCCCAGCAUGGCUUCGGGGGACCUUUACGAGGUAGAGAGGAUUGUAGACAAAAGGAAGAACAAGAAGGGCAAAUGGGAAUAUCUCAUUAGGUGGAAAGGCUAUGGGAGCAAUGAAGACACCUGGGAACCUGAACAUCACCUACUGCAUUGUGAGGAAUUUAUUGAUGAGUUCAACAGGCUACACGUUACCAGAGAGAAGCGAUCCAGGCACGGGAAACAGGCACCGAAACUGCUGCGGGAAAGCCGAGGGUCGUCUGUGGAGAAAAUAUCACAUAGACCUUCUGAAUCUGGGAAGUCUAAAGGAUCAACACACAAAAGGAAGAGAAUUAAUCCAUCUCAUCAAAAACAGAAACGAGGAUAUGCAGCAAAGCCAGGAUCUGCCAAUGACAGGGCUGCUAAAACUGUGACUUACCGAACUACUCCCAGCGGUUUACAGAUUAUGCCACUGAAAAAGCCACAUAAUGGCCUGCAGAAUGGAGAUGGCAACCAUGAGAAAGAUUCUAGACAUUUUGGGAAUGGCUCACAGCAGCAAAACGUGGAUUUAACUGAUCACGAAGGAGAACAAAACUUGCCCAGCGUGUUGGAAGUCAGUAACAAUUCCCCUGUUGUGAAUGGAAUUGGUUCUUCUCUGGCCAAUGGAAGCUUGAAUCUACACAGCACUGUGAAGAGGAAACUUGAUGGAGAGAAAGAUUAUGUCUUUGAUAAGAGACUGAGAUACAGCGUGCGGCAAAAUGAAAGUAACUGUCGCUUCAGGGACAUUGUAGUCCGGAAAGAAGAUGGUUUCACACAUAUUUUGCUGUCAAGUCAGACUUCAGAAAACAAUGCACUGACCCCAGAGAUCAUGAAGGAAGUUCGGAGAGCAUUGUGCAAUGCAUCAGCUGAUGACAGUAAACUCUUACUUCUCAGCGCAGUGGGAAGUGUAUUCUGUAGUGGCCUAGAUUACUCAUAUUUAAUUGGCAGGUUAUCCAAUGACAGAAGAAAGGAAAGCACUAGGAUUGCAGAAGCUAUAAGGGAUUUUGUAAAAGCUUUUAUUCAAUUUAAGAAGCCAAUUGUGGUUGCUAUCAACGGCCCUGCUCUGGGGUUAGGAGCUUCUAUUUUACCACUCUGUGAUAUCGUUUGGGCAAGUGAGAAGGCUUGGUUUCAGACACCAUAUGCAACAAUCCGACUCACUCCAGCUGGCUGCUCAUCAUACACAUUCCCACAAAUUCUGGGUGUUGCACUGGCAAAUGAAAUGUUGUUCUGUGGGAGAAAGCUGACAGCACAGGAAGCCUGCAGCAGAGGACUGGUGUCACAAGUAUUUUGGCCAACAACAUUUAGCCAAGAAGUGAUGCUACGAGUGAAAGAAAUGGCAUCCUGCAGUGCAGUGGUAUUGGAAGAGUCCAAAUGUCUCGUGCGGAGCUUCCUGAAAUCCGGACUUGAAGAGGUGAACGAAAAGGAAUGUCAGAUGUUAAAACAGCUGUGGAGUUCUUCCAAAGGACUGGAUUCGUUAUUCAGCUACUUGCAAGACAAAAUUUAUGAAGUCUGAUAUCUUGGCCUAAUUUAAAGAGAAAUCGCUCCAGUUGUGACCAGAGUCAGACAUGACCAUGUUUGAGAAGCAGAGGCAAUGCAUCAGUGAGGAAUUUGUGACAGUGAUCCCAAUGCCUGUGGCUGUGUGAGCUGCACAGCUGCUUGUAGCCGGUUUGAUUUUGUGUAACCAAGACGUGGGCAGGCGUUCAGUGCACGUAACCUGUGCAGAGGCUGCAUCUUUCACAUUGCUCAUCCACAUCCAACUCUACAUUCCACGUGCUGAGAAGCACCACUGAGGCCCAGCAAGUCUCACCCACCUGUAAGGGUUUAUUUUGUCUGUCCUUCUUAACUUAUUCUUGCUGUUGCAGCACACCUGGGCUGACACAGAGGGCUCAGUCUAAAAUCCGGGUCAGCGCGACCUUUGGGAGACCCAAAAAACAUACGUUAGAAAUAUGUUAAUUAUUUUUUUUCUAACAGUUUAAUGGAAAAAUCUGAUAAUUUAUAUGUAUAAUAUGUAAAGUUAGUUUACAAAAAAUUCUAGAAUUUUUUUCUUUGUUAAAUUUAUUUAACUUAUUUAUUUUGUGUUCAUAUUCAGCUGUUUAUUGAUCACAGAUCUUAUUUUCAUAUUUCCCUUUUGACUGAAUUAAAGGCAUCACAUGAGAAUGCAAACACAUUUUUAGCAGCAAACUGAGUAGAAAAAUAAAGAAUAUAUAGAAAACCCACAGAAUAUUGUGGGCAGUUAAUGAAACAGCCACGUGCAUGCUCCUCUAUGUGUAAAACUGUACAAAAAAAUGUAUGAAGAUAGAUUCAUUCAUUUGCCAGGGUUAAGAGAAAAAAAGUGGGUUUUGACCCAAUGAAUCCCCCUUAAGUCUCUCUUCACUUUCUGCCUUCUUGAGGAGCACUGAAGGGCUCGCCAACCAGAUGCUUUAUUUAAGUUUACUAUAUUCCUGUUAGCCAGAUAUCAGUAGCAGGGUGAGUGGUGCCAUUGCGUGGCAUCGUACUGUUUUUCAGGUUUAAACAACCCUUAUGGUCUGAAGUCUAAAAGCAAAUCCUUAUGAGCCUUAGUCUAGUUGCCUGAUUCCUCAGGUGUGAGAUAAUUUCUGCUCUGGAGGCCUUUGGGUGUGGGCCAGCAGUUUAUACAAGGUGCUAGGCAUUGAACUCAGUGGAGGCAGAGGUUUUGUUUUGCUUUUCCCAGCUCUCCACAUCUGGCCACCCCACCACCUGUUACAAGAACUUAUGGCUAUCCAUAAAAGCAGUCCACAAUAAACAAGGAAAAUCCAAUCUGCUCUUGUGGAAUGUGAUCCUAGUACUGUUCAGUGACACUGACUGACUUCUGAACACUGGAUCUCUCUCAGUUCUUUCCUGCUAUGGGCAGUUUGUGUGGAAAGGACAGGAGCAUGCUCUGAGACUUCACCUGUCAUCAUAGUAUGCCCAAAUUGAAACCUCUUGAAGCAGAAGCUUUGCACAUUUGUUUGCUUUGUAAUUUGUGCACUUGCUCUCCAUCCUUGAGCUCAGUGACUUAUUAUGAUUUAAACCUCUGCAAAUGAGGCUGCUCAGCUUUCUCCCUCUUAGCAUUUCCAUAAAGAGUUUCAACAAAGC